Molecule: messenger RNA, 1753 nt
Organism: Lactuca saligna
Lineage: Eukaryota; Viridiplantae; Streptophyta; Magnoliopsida; Asterales; Asteraceae
Source: the annotation of a GenBank genome assembly
UUUUUUUUUGAACACGUUGCUAGUGAUUUGGUUAACUCCUUUGCCAAGGAAUUCACUGUGUGUGUGUGAGAGAGAGGGAGGUGGCGAUGGUGUCGUACAAGAGCUUGUUGAUCUACGGCGUCGGCGGAAUAGCGGUGGCCGGAAUGGCAUUGCUGGUAGCCUUUCAGGAAAAGUUAGUUUACGUCCCCGUCUUGCCUGGUCUCACAAAGUCCUAUCCAAUCACCCCCGAUCGUCUCCGCCUCAUUUUCGAAGACGUAUGGCUUACUUCUUCCGAUGGUGUCCGCCUUCACUCAUGGUUCAUCAAGUUCUCACCCAAUUCCACAGGCCCAACUAUUCUGUUCUUCCAAGAAAACGCUGGUAACAUUGCACAUCGUCUUGAAAUGGUGCGCAUUAUGUUACAAAACCUACACUGCAACGUUUUCAUGCUUUCUUACAGAGGGUAUGGUGCUAGUGAUGGUUAUCCUUCUCAAGAAGGAAUCACCAUGGAUGCACAGGCUGCUUUAGAUCACCUGAGUCAAAGAACAGACAUAGACACUACUCAGAUAGUAGUAUUUGGAAGGUCUCUUGGUGGGGCAGUUGGUGCUGUGGUUACCAAAAAUAAUCCAGAUAAGGUGGCUGCAUUGAUAUUGGAGAACACUUUUACUUCAAUUCUAGACAUGGCUGGAGUUUUAUUACCUUUUCUGAAGUAUUUCAUUGGAGGAAGCUCAAGCAAUUCUAAAACACCAAAAAUUCUGAAUUUUGUUGUCAGGUCUCCUUGGAACACUAUUGAUGUAAUUGGAGAGAUAAAACAGCCGAUUUUGUUUCUUUCUGGGCUACAAGAUGAGAUGAUUCCUCCAUCUCACAUGGAGAUGUUAUAUGCAAAAGCAGCAUUGCAUAACAAAAGAUGCAUUUUUGUGGACUUUCCUAAUGGCAAACAUAUGGACACGUGGCUGGUUGGUGGUGAUGAGUAUUGGGAAGCUGUUCAGACAUUUUUACAGGAAAAUGUGUUGGAGAAUGGAAAUGAUUCUUAACAAUUGCAGUGGUCAAAAGCUCUUUGUGAACUGCCAUGCCUUCUUCCUGCACAAAUCUGAAAAUACAUUGGGAUUUUUUGGGCUCAUGAAAAGGGUCCGGAUUUUUAUUCAUAUUUGUGUGUGUGUGUGUGUUUUGUAGAAUUGCAAAUAUUAUAUGACUUUUAAGAAAAUAGAAAGUGGUGUAGAUUGCAGCUUUACACAAAGCAUGGAGUUUUACUGUAUCAAGUCAUUAACCACCGGAAGAAUCCAAAUCAACAGAAACCGGCUAAGAAUAUUUUGUCUUUUUCUAGGUUGUGGUUGAGUUUUUUGGACCUUUUUGUUGUCGUUAUCAUCGAGGUUUUUAGGUUGGGAUUGAGAAAAUGAGACUUGAGUUUGGGGUUGAAAUGAUUUGCUUGAAAUUGUUGAGGUUAAGACGGUUGUUGUUAAAAAGCUGGAAAUUGUGAUGAUUGAAUUGUUGUGGUAUAAGUUGUUGGAAGUAAUUUGGGUUAUGAAUAGUUAGUGAAUAGAUGAUGUUGAAUUGGAGAUGUUAACAUUUACACGUAGUUACCAACAUGUGAGAAUGGAUCAUUUGAAGUGUUUGAGGUUUUUGGGGUGUUAGGAGUGGUUUGAGUAUUUUAGUUUGGAUCCAUAUUUUGAAGAGAAUAGGAUAUAGAAAAAAAAAAUGUAGGUGUUUGUAGUCGGGGUUGAUUCCACUAUGGUGCCCAUAAUGUCAUCGACAACCCCUGUUUUUUUUUUUUUUUUUU